AUGAUAGGAUCAACUUCAGGUAUAAUCAUUGCUGAAGGUUCAGCAUAUGGAGUAUUACCAAAUCAAUUGUAUUCUUCAUAUAAUAAUAAAUUAGACCCAAGCGGAGCUCUUAUGUUUGCUGAUACUGACAAUAAUGAUAUUCAAAAGUUCUCCGUUUCAUGUGCCGGUGUAAUUGGUAAUGGAAUGAAUAUUUUGGUAAUGUUAAGUGUUAGUACUUAUCGUAAAACUCCUUGUACAUUUUAUUUUCUUAUUACUUCAAUUAGCAAUAUUCUUUUCAUAACGAUUAUUCUCAUUUCUCGACUUGUCAUUACAGGACUUAACGUUGAUUUAACUCGUACAUCAGUAAUCUGGUGUAAAUCGCGAUUAUAUCUCAUCGGCGUUUUUAGUUUAAUGUCUUUUACUUUUUCAUGUUUAGCUACAAUUGAUCAAUUUUUUGCUACGUCACGAAGUGCUAGUCUUCGUCGUUGUAGUAAUAUAAAGUGGACAUAUCGAAUUGUAUUCAUUACAAUUCUUGCGUGUUUUUUUCAUGCAAGUCCUUGUUUAAUAUUUCUUGAUAUCUCACCAAUCACGAAUACAUGUAUAAACAUGAGCAGUGCCUAUACCAUUUAUCUCUCCUUCUAUAGUCUUGGUCUUACCUGUUUUUUUCCGAUUGUUAUAAUGGUUGUAUUUGGAUAUCUCACUUAUCGUAAUAUUCAAUCAACAAGAGUUCUUGUUAGACAAUAUGCUGAUCGUCAAUUGGCACGAAUGACAUUGAUUCAAGUAGCACUUGUUGUUAUAUGCAUGCUACCAUAUGGUAUUGACACUACUUAUAAUUUGAUCACAAAUGGGAUGGUUAAAGAUAUAAAUCGAAUAAUCGAAGAAUCGUUUGCAUUAACCGUUUUCACUCUUUUAACUUAUUUCUACUAUGUCGGAAGUUGUUUCAUGUUUUUAGUUACAUCAAGUCGUUUUCGACGAGCAACAAAAGAUCGAAUAUUAUUUUGGCGUAGAGCAAAUCAAGUACUUCCAAUCCAAAAUCCGACAUUUCAAGCACCAACAUUGGGAAACACAACACACAAUUAA
Messenger RNA from Adineta steineri, 1059 nucleotides. The record is from the annotation of a GenBank genome assembly. Lineage: Eukaryota; Metazoa; Rotifera; Eurotatoria; Adinetida; Adinetidae.